Molecule: messenger RNA, 1576 nt
Organism: Camponotus floridanus (Florida carpenter ant)
Lineage: Eukaryota; Metazoa; Arthropoda; Insecta; Hymenoptera; Formicidae
Gene: mtTFB2
Product: dimethyladenosine transferase 2, mitochondrial
Exons: 5
Coding region: 206-1510 (434 amino acids)
Biological process (GO): rRNA methylation; transcription initiation at mitochondrial promoter
Cellular component (GO): mitochondrial matrix
Molecular function (GO): rRNA (adenine-N6,N6-)-dimethyltransferase activity; mitochondrial transcription factor activity
Source: RefSeq, a predicted model, not a curated record
AGUUAAGGUUAGGUUAAUUUUUAAAAGAUAACGUGUGGGUAUUGUGUAUCUCUUACAAGUUGUUUGGAUUUUGUUCAAUAAAUUACAUGUGAUUCGAAAUAAUUUCACGAAUGUUAUCACCAGCCAACAUUGAAUUUAUGAUUAAGAAGAAAUGUUUUUUUUUUUAUACAAUGUAUUUUGUAUAUUGACGUAAAUUGGAUGCAAGAUGUUGAGCAGAAGCUUCAUGACAGUAGUAACUUCCUGGUCAGGAAAAAAUAAGCACAUCUUGAAGAUAUAUUGCUCGACGUCGACCAGCGAUACUUCUUAUGUAAAAGAAGCCAAAUAUAAAGAUUCUACAGCGAAGAAGAUAGAAGAAGUAAAAUCAAAAGUAAAGACGAAAACAAAAUCUAUAUUGGAUGAUGAAGAAACACUCCAUAUUAUUAACAAUGUGUACAAAAUUAAUCCAGAUAUAAUCAAUGUUUGUACAAAUCAAUUGAAAUUAUGUAAGACAGAUGUUGAUGGGUUAUAUUUAAUUGACAGAAAUACUGCUGCAAAAUAUGUCUCUUUGAUUAAAAAUGAUCUGUUAAAGAAUACAUGUUUUGUUGCCGAGUUGAGUCCUGGUUACGGUGUGUUGACUACAGAAUUAUUGAAAGCUGAUGUACCAUUGAUUCAUCUAUAUGAAGCAAAGAAGGAGUUACAUCCAAUACUGAAUGCAAUCCAUAACAUGUAUCCCGGAAGAUUGGAUUUGAGAAAUUUUCAUCUUUUUGCAAUUUACAAAUUAUUUUAUAAACUUAAAGAUGAGAAUCAGGUACAGCAGAUACUUCAAGGAGUGGAAAAUAAAAAAUGGGAAGACAAAACUUCUAUGCAGAUAGUUGGUGCAACAGCUAGCAAAUAUUUUUUUUAUAAUCUUAUACAAAGCUUACUAUUACGCAAUUGCUUUAUGACUCAUGGAAGACCUGUCUUCUACUGUGCGGUACCUCCAUCUCUAUGGAAUAAAUGCAGUUGUGGCAUAGAUAACAAAAGAAUGUAUACUUAUACAAAAGUGAUAUUUCAAACAAUGUUUGAUUAUAAACUUCUGGGAACAUUAAAUAGAAAUGCUUUUCUACCUUGGCCAAGAAAAAACAAUAAACAGAAACACAAUUUAAGUCGUAUAUGGGCCAAGCUGGAUUAUGAGCAAAUAAAUGUGGUAAAAAUUGAGCCAAAAAUCGAUCUUUACUCACAAUUAUCAUUUGAAGAUUGGAUAACGUUUUCGUAUUUUGUAAAACAUCACAUGCAGAAACGUUGUAACAGAGUGAUACCUGAAUUAGAGAAAUGGGUACCAGGCUGUGGAAUUAGACUAAUAGCUAAAGAUUAUACAAUAUUUACACAGUUUGGUGACUUAACUCCAGCACAAAUAGUGGAACUAUUUAAGGAAUUUAAAUCCUGGCCUGAAUAUAAAGAGAGUAAUUUCCUAGCUUCUAUGAACGAAUCAAGUGUACAUAAUGAAUUAAUAGCUGCAGAAUUGGAAGAUAACAUGAAGAUAGAUGAGUGAUUCUCUUUCUUUUUCUAUCUCCUGAACGAGUAAUGAUAUGAUCUUUCUUAGCAGUGGGCAGCGGGC